UUGACCCCAACUGUUGAUUAGCCAUCUCACACUCCCUUAAAUCUCCUCAAUAAUCUCUCACCUUUCUUAAUUCCACACCAAUGGCUUCCCAUCAAGAAUCCUCUGCCCUCCUAUCCACCGCCGGCCCCAGGAAAACCGCCGCUUCAACACUCGUAUUCAUCUCCCUCGCCAUCACCACCGCCGUCGCUCUCUCCGCCGCCGCGGCAUUCUCCUUCCUUUUCUUCUCUUCCUCUUCAUCUCCCAGCCCCCAUUCCACCGAGGCCCUCUCCUCCCGGCCCCUCUCCAAGCUCAAACACCCCGUCGUCCUAAUCAUCUCCUCCGACGGCUUCCGCUUCGGCUACCAAUUCAAAACCGAUCUCCCCAACAUCAAUCGCCUCAUCCGCAACGGCACCGCAGCCGAGCUCGGCCUAAUUCCGGUCUUCCCAACCCUAACUUUCCCCAAUCACUACUCCAUCGUCACCGGAUUGUACCCUCCCUACCACGGCAUCAUCAACAAUUAUUUCACCGAUCCAAUCGACGGCCAGGUUUUCAAUAUGGGCAGCCACGAGCCGAAGUGGUGGCUGGGCGAGCCCCUCUGGGAGACCGUCUCGAAUCACGGAUUGAAAGCCUCCACCUAUUUCUGGCCCGGCUCUGAGGUACACAAGGGGUCUUGGAAUUGCCCUAGCAAUUACUGUAUGCCUUACAAUGAAUCUGUUCCAUUUGAAGAAAGAGUUGAUACAGUUCUUAGCUACUUCGAUUUGCCUAGUGAUCAAAUUCCCUCGUUUAUGACCUUGUAUUUCGAGGAUCCUGAUCAUCAGGGCCACCAGUACGGCCCUGAUGAUGUCCGGAUUACUAAUGCUGUUGUUGAGAUUGAUGCAUUGAUGGGGAGAUUGAUUCGUGGAAUGGAGGAAAGAGGAGUUUUUCAGGAUGUGAAUAUAAUCUUGCUAGGUGAUCAUGGUAUGGCUGGCACUUGUGACAAAAGAGUCAUAGCUUUAGAUGAUCUUGCUGAAUGGGUUAAAAUCCCGAAAGAAUGGGUGCAGUCUUACACUCCGCUGCUGUCAAUCCGCCCGCCUCCUGGCUACUCCACGAGCGAUAUUGUUGCUAAAAUGAACGAGGGGUUGGAGUCGGGUAGAGUGGGGAAUGGUGAGUUCUUGAGAGUUUAUCUCAAGGAGGACUUGCCUAGUAGGCUGCAUUACUCGGAUAGUUAUAGGAUUCCGCCUAUAGUGGGAUUGGUCGGGGAGGGGUUCACGGUGAAGCAGACGAGAUCAAGUGGGCAGGAAUGUGGUGGAGCUCACGGAUACGACAAUGCAUUCUUCUCGAUGAGGACUAUAUUCAUUGCUCAUGGGCCGCGAUUUGCGAGGGGGAGGAAAGUGCCAUCUUUUGAGAAUGUGCAGAUAUAUAACAUGGUUACUAGAAUCUUGAAAAUUGAUGGAGCCUCCAAUAAUGGUUCAGUGUCAUUUGCAGACGCUGUUGUUUUGCCUACUCACUCAAAUUUGGAGUGAUGACUGCAAUUAACAACACUGGUAUUUGCAAGUUCAUGUAGUCAUCAAGUCUUUGUUGUAUGAUUAAGUGAAUAAUGGUGUUGGUUUUUAUCA
Molecule: messenger RNA, 1574 nt
Organism: Salvia splendens (bonfire salvia)
Lineage: Eukaryota; Viridiplantae; Streptophyta; Magnoliopsida; Lamiales; Lamiaceae
Product: ectonucleotide pyrophosphatase/phosphodiesterase family member 3
Exons: 1
Coding region: 81-1481 (466 amino acids)
Cellular component (GO): vacuole
Source: RefSeq, a predicted model, not a curated record